CAGAAAGACAGCAGAAAAGGCAGACAGCAGUAUCAGAAUACAGAGUGCAACAUUUUAUUCAUGAUACUCUGGCAUCUAAAAUCUACUUAGUAAGAGCAGACCAUCUGGGUUAAGAAAAAUACAACAGUUGAGGGACAGCAUUGGGCUGUGAGCAAGAUCAGACUGAUUCGACUGAACAUCUGCCUCACGCCUUAAAAUGUCCUCCAACAUUUACGAAGUCCCAAAUGUGACUACAAGCGUGAGAUACAGCAAAGGAGUCGGAAAGGACAGAGGGGAGCGACUGGAGAGAGUAGUGGACAUCUACGAGAGCACAGACGCUUUCAUUGACCAUCAGGUUGACACUUCAGCACGGGAUGGAGGUGCGCACACUCAAAACCACCUCCCAGCUGUCCAAAGAUACCCGUUCAGAGCUGCAACGCUGUGUCUGGCUCUCCUGUGUUUCCUGCUGUUCCUGGGGAUGACCUUUCUGUCCCACUUCUAUUUUACACUCGUUUUGAAAAACAAUCAGCUCAUCAAGGAUGCAGAGCUGACAGUCAACAGUGAGUGCGAGACAGAUGACAACGAUUCAAGAUGGAGGAGAUUCAAAUGUCAUUGUUACUACACAUCUACUGAGAUGAAAACGUGGGCAGAAAGCAGGGAGGACUGUAGAAAAAGACGAGCAGAUCUGGUGGUAAUAAACAACGAAAUGGAACAAAAAUAUAUACAUGAUCUGAACAAACAUGGAGAUUCCUGGAUUGGUCUGGAGGGGGUGACGGGUAGUGAUUGGAAGUGGAAGUGGCAGUGGGUGGACAGCUCACCGCUAACUGGUUUUACGGCCUGGAACAAAGACGUGAAAUUAAUUCCUGUGGAUGAGACCAAAGUCUAUAUUGAUCUACAAGGAAAAUGGAAUGUCGCCAGCAGCGGAGCCAAAUACUGGAUCUGUGAGAGGCAGAUCUAUUGAGAAUCUCGAACGCACCAUGUAACUGCCCACUGUUGAACUUCAGUAUGAACCCUGAGCCGACUGGGCCCCUCCCCAACCCGCUGCCUUGUUUCUGUGAUUUCUGAUCAGCUCUCCGCAGCUUUUGGCUUGAGUUUGAUUGCUGUGUUGCAAGACUAUAUGGAGUUAAAUCAAUUGUAUGUUGUUGCUUGGUGUUUGAGCUAGCAGCCUUUCCACAGUUACCAGAUUCAGACUGACUGCAUCGCUGCUCGAUGUGAGAGUAUAAAUGACAGAGAAGACUAUGUAUUAUAUUAAUGACUUAAUUAACUAAUUAAGGGUGGAUCAAAAAGUUACCAGACGACACCUGUAAAAAUCCAAAACCUGAUUCAAAUUCAGCUGCUAUCCCUGUUGAAAUAGUGUCCUUGCUCAGCGAUACUCUGCUGCCAGUGCUCCUGCAACACUUCAAACACAUUUUUUAAAAUGUUUUUUAUUUUUUUAACAGAAUGUAGUUAGUGAAAAUGGUUUAUUUUUACAGAUUUCAUUUUUACUGAGACGUGUAUUAUAAAAUGAUUUUGAUACAGAUCACAA
Molecule: messenger RNA, 1504 nt
Organism: Amphiprion ocellaris (clown anemonefish)
Lineage: Eukaryota; Metazoa; Chordata; Actinopteri; Pomacentridae
Product: C-type lectin domain family 4 member A-like
Exons: 6
Coding region: 197-940 (247 amino acids)
Source: RefSeq, a predicted model, not a curated record